Wasmannia auropunctata (little fire ant) is the source of this 422-nucleotide messenger RNA. Its product is annotated as zinc carboxypeptidase-like. The transcript has 2 exons. The record is from RefSeq and is a predicted model, not a curated record. Gene Ontology annotation, biological process: proteolysis. NCBI's taxonomy places the organism in Eukaryota, Metazoa, Arthropoda, Insecta, Hymenoptera, Formicidae. Gene Ontology annotation, molecular function: zinc ion binding; metallocarboxypeptidase activity. The coding region runs from base 8 to 280 and encodes 90 amino acids.
UAUCGGUAUGAAAUCGAUGACAGCUCUUAAAAAGAGAUAUGGAACUCAAUAUAAGGUCGGGAAUAUUGCUGAAGCAAUCUAUGUGGCUUCCGGAGGAUCUAUGGAUUGGGUCAAAGGCACUUAUGGUACACCUAUCGCUUAUACAUAUGAAUUGCGUGAUCAAGGUCGUAACGGCUUUUUGUUGCCUCCUAAUCAAAUUAUCCCGACUGGAGAAGAAACUAUGGACUCUCUCGUAACCAUGUUUAAAGAGGCAAAGGCACGUGGAUAUCCCGCAAAAUAAUUGAAACUAAAUAAAUUUAUAUAAAUAUUAUCUCAUUAUUGAGAUGGCAUAUUUAUAGAUUCGACGACUUGUUAAUUUUCUUUUCAAUAUUAUGUAAUAAUCUAUAAUAUAAUAAUAAAUCUUAUUUCCAUUUUUAAUUAUA